UAUGCUUGGGGAGCGGCGCCAGCGGCGCUUUGAUCGUUUUGAGUGGCUCCUCAGUUUGUGUAGCUAGCGGAAAGAAAUUCAAGAGACAAAAGUUCGCGUUUAAUUAUUUAUUUUGUGCCCGGAGCAGAACCUGUUUGAUCCUGCUUCGGCAACAUGUCUACCGUCGAAGUGGAACAGACGAACGGCAACUACAUCGAUGACAACAUUCGGACCUUGAAGCUUCAGAGCCAUGUCGGGUUCGACAGUCUCCCCGACCAACUCGUCAGCAAGUCAGUCCAGCAGGGCUUCCACUUCAACAUUCUCUGCAUUGGCGAGACGGGCGUCGGCAAGUCGACGCUCAUGGAGUCCCUUUUCAACCGCUCUUUCGAGACUGCACCUAGUCCGCACAACCUGGCAAACGUCGUCCUCAAGCCCAAGACCUUCGAGCUGGAAGAGAGCAACGUACGGCUCAAGCUGACCAUCGUCGACACCGUCGGAUACGGAGAUCAGAUCAACAAGGAAGACAGCUUCAAGGCGAUAGUGGACUACAUCAACUCCCAGUUCGAGAACUACCUCCAGGAAGAGCUCAAGAUUCGGAGGUGCCUGGCCACUUACCACGACACCCGAAUCCAUGCCUGCCUCUACUUCAUCUGCCCAACUGGCCACGGGUUGAAGUCCAUCGACCUGGUGUGCAUGAAAAAACUGGACAGCAAGGUCAACAUCAUUCCCAUCAUUGCCAAGGCAGACACCAUCUCCAAGACAGAGCUCCAGAGGUUCAAGAUAAAGAUCAUGAGCGAACUGGUGAGCAACGGGGUGCAGAUCUACCAGCUUCCGACGGACGACGAGACCUCUGCGGAAAUCAACCAAAGCAUGAACGCCCACAUUCCUCUCGCCGUGGUCGGAAGCACGGACUUCGUGCGUGUCGGCAACAAGAUGGUCAGGGCUCGGCAGUAUCCCUGGGGCACCGUCCAAGUGGAGAACGAAAACCACUGCGACUUCGUGAAGCUGCGCGAGAUGCUGGUGCGCACCAACAUGGAGGACCUGCGUGAACAGACGCACAGCCGCCACUACGAGCUGUACCGGCGGAUGCGGCUCGAGCAGAUGGGCUUCUCGGACCUGGGCACGGACAACAAGCCCGUCUCCUUCCAGGAGACUUACGAGCAGAAGCGCCAGGAGCACCUUGCUGAGUUGCAGCGCAAGGAGGACGAGAUGCGGCAGAUGUUUGUGGUUCGAGUCAAGGACAAGGAGGCGGAGCUCAAGGAGGCUGAAAAGGAGCUCCACGCCAAAUUCGACGCGCUGAAGAAACAGCACGCGGAGGAGAAACGGAAGCUGGAGGAGGACCGCAAGCGCCUGGAGGACGACAUGAGGCGCCUGGCCGAGAAGAAGGCCAUGGUGCAGCAGAUGCAGACCCACUCGCACACCCUCACCCUGGGCAAGAGCAAGAAGAAGUGACUGCACCCCGGGCUGGCCUCCGCCCCGGGACCGCCCCGGACCACCCACUGGAACGCCACGAAGCGCUCCGCAGCUCAACGUUGGGGCGCCCUGGGGCGGGGGCUGGCGGGAAUGGUGCGACGCUGGUUGUGCUUGCCGCGCGUGAUGUGACGCUUUCUUUGUUCCUCCGUCUUUUUCUCUCUGUUCGGAAAGGGGGGGUUGUUUUCUUGUGUUUUCGAUCGACCGCAAGGUUUUGGCACGGAAGCUACGCUCUGUUUCGUGUUAAGCGCAGGCGUAACGGAAGCCGUGAGAAAGGGCUCUGGGCUUUCGGCGUCAUUGGGAAGCGCGGGUGCUUGUGUGGUGCAAGCGCCAUUCCGGGCAGUAUGCUCGCGCCUCUAGCUACAGCUUCGCUCGCGGAUAAAGUGAGUCAAACCUUAGUCACUUACGGAAUGAGAAGGGCAAGGUGUAUGUUUCGAAUGCCCGUCCUUCGACCAAAGCACGCCUUCCGUCGUGCUUUGGCUGCGCGCGUGCGCUCGAGGGCCACGAAACGGAAGCGUCGUCGAAGGUAGGAAUUUUGCGCUGGAGACGGAACAUUCUAAGCUCCUCUCUGCCAUUCUCACCUUUUUGGUGCCUAUACUGUGCGCCGAGAAGUUCAGGUAGUGGAAGAGGCGAGAGGCCCUGGUUUAAAUGUUUAGUGGGUAGACCUAAAGCUAGCGGCCUUUGUCUUCACUGCACUUGUCAAACGCAUUCGAAUGCGAGAGCCAAACGCUGAAUGCCAGCGUUCCACGCUCGAACGCGUUUGACGAGUGCAGUGGAUACAGAGGCAACUAGGGGCGUUAGGUCCACCCACUAAUGAUUAGAAUCGGAGCUCGUCCUUCUGGCGUCCCUGUGACCUCUCGUCUUGUCCUUUCCCUCAGUUUCUCUGCGCUUAGAGAUUGAGCGACGUAUCUGACGAAGUGAAGCGAACGUACGAGCGGUGAAGCCAGUGUGAAGCCGUAGCAGAACAGAACUGUGUAUCGACACCUACUACAACACGUCGGUUGUCGAUCUAUCUUUAUUAUUUUUUUUCUUUCUUCUUUUUGAUGCCAAAGGCCACAAAGUAGUAAACAUAAGAGAUAGCAUGUUCUAACGAUGCACACAUUGUGCUGGCACUGUAGAGGUGAUGACCAUUGUUGCAGCCGUGUUUUCUAAGGGAAGGGUGUUCUCGACGACAUUUGCAGACAUUGCUAGGGUCUGGUAGGCAAAGGCGAUGCUGAUGUAGCACUGCUGGAAAGCUUGGGAACGACAUUUUGCCGCACCCCGCUGGAAAAUUAGAGUAGGCUAGUGUUGAUUUGGAGAGCAGAUUGUUCUGCACGGCCGGUUGUGCUCAUUGUCUCUUUCAAGGGAAUAGGAAUGGUCUCCAAAGAAUCUGCGCUUUUUUUGCGAGCUGGAUGGGGCUUUCUUGGGUAGCUCACCUCCUAACACUGAAGUUCAUAUGGUGGAGCAGAACAAGAAAACAAAACUAUAGUCCGUUGCAACCUAAGAACGAAGGGCGAGAACGAAGGGCGAGGGUAAGGCGGGCCAGGGAGGAGGAAGCAGACGGAACGCUAAAGAGAGAAGGAGGUUCCCCCUCUCUUCUCCAGCGUUUCGUCCGCUUCCUCCUCCCCGGCCCGUCUUACCCUCGCCCUUCGUUCUUAGGUUGCAACGGACUAUAGUUUAGCAGGGUUAUGAAUUCUUUGCUCUUUUUAUAUAAUAUAUUUUUGUUAUGUAUCGAUUUUGAAAUUGCACCCUUCCUUUCUCUUCCACUCUCAUUUUGUUCGGCAAUCACGUUAUCGCAGUCUAGUGCGCUUCUUUGUUUUUCCUUUCGAAGCUUCAUUCCUCGUUUUUGUUUAAUGAGAAUCCUCCAAGACUGUCUGGAUUCUCGGCUUCUCAAAGCGCCGAGGAGUAUUGUCGCCGGCACAUGUGGUGGUGUUCUCGCACGUGUGUAUGCCUCAUUCGAUCCGAUCCUUUGUGUCUCAAACUGCCCUUUCCAAAGUUCACUGCCAUCUAGCAAUGAUGUCCCCACCUACCUGAAGAUCAUAAAUAUAGUGUCAUUCAGUGGCAGUAGCUUGGGAUGACUCGUCCGAACUACGAGAUUCGCUGCAAGCAAGGUGCGGACCUUGAAAGCUGCCUGGUGGGUUUUCAGAAUGGGUUUAACGCAGUUUUCAUGCUUCUUUAAAAGUGAAUCGUUGAAGGGCAUUUGUCUUGUUUUGCGUCGUCGGCCUACUUUGCUUUUGAGAUUAUUGCCAGUGUUGUUAGUCCUUCGAAUUAUGUGCCAGAGCUUGCUUGUCUAUUUGCGCUAUUUAUCCUUUUUACCUCAACUCCUUCGUCUAGUAUUUUUACAUUCCCUUUUUUUGUUACCUCGUCAAUUGCCAACGAGUUUGCAGUAAGCGCUAAGAGGAUCUAUCCGUCGCAGCGUCGUUGAAAGCGAGGCUGUACGAUCGACGUUAAUAUUAUCACGUCAGAUAUUCGGGCAUUGUUUCGUUGGGACCGUGUUGCUUUUUGUUGUUUUGCUUUGUUUUUGACUGACUACAAAUGUGAAUUUUUGGUAUUUAUGUGCCGCAACGUUCAACUGGACCUCACUUUAUCGGUAAAACCGUGCGUGGCACCGCUGGUUUAAGCGGUCCGGUGCGCAGACAGGGUUACGGAGGUUGAAAAAUUGUGCGGAAUAUGUCCGCCAACCGCGACGGCUGCGCACUUUUCCACGGGACGCGCGUCGACGGCGAUCUUCCGCUGCGUUCGUUUGGGGCUGCCCACCUUGCCGUUUUCGGGCGACAAGUUAUGUAGCCCACAUCGCGAGGUUACGUAGCCCACACCGCAGCCUCUCGACAGCGUGCGAACACCCCGAGCACGUUCAAUUUACGUAGCAAUAUGUGCAUUCGUUGUGAUUGUGUAUGUUUAAUAUAUGUCUCGGUUUUUGAUACAGGAACACCUCUAGGAACAAACGCUCGUGAAUGUUGCUUCUGUUCACAGUUUUCUGCUUUGAUCUUUUUAUAUGCGGUCAGCAACGAGCACAACGUCAUACUUUGUUCACAGUGUUUUGCGGAUGUCUUUUUUUUCGUUUGUUGGAGGAUUCCAAAGGGAUGAAUUUCAAUACCUAUUGUGAAAUUGUGUAAUGGAACCAUCUGUGGUUGCUGACAGCUUUGGAAACGCAGGCUCAUUAUGCUCUCUCUUCUUGCUUCGCGAUUCGUUGUUCGGCCUUCUUAUCGGCUAACGCUGCGAUUCCAUUGGUCGCGGAGCGAUAAUGAAAUGCCCAAGGCUUGCCACACCCUUUAUUUCUUCAGUUGUCAGCCACUAUGGGAUGCCUCGAAAAUGGCACUCAGUUGCCUUUCGCUUUGUUUAAACUGCGGCGUGGAUUUUUAGACUUCUUUUAUCGAAGCAUUCCCCUCAAGGCAGGAAGGAGUGCUUGAAAUGAAUAAAGCAAUUUUCAUAGCCAUCUGAUUGAACACACGAGGUUGAGAUCAAAGUAGUGUAACAACCGGUCGUGAAGGAGGACUUUUUACCGUCCGUAACGUGCAGCAUCGUGGUUUGACUAGAUUAUCCACCCGUGUCGAAUAAAUGGGAUGGGUGCGGUGACAAAUUUAAGUGACGAUAUAUUACUGAGCUUUCAAAAUGUGCCAAGUUGUUUGGCUUAAAGGGAAGCUGAAGCAUUUUUCAAGAAAUCCGAUUUUGGAGCUAAUGUCUAUAGCUUUUUCUCCCGUGAAUUCAGUUAUUGCACUUAUCUUGGGCAGAAGUAAACGUAACCCGCAUUUAUUUUGAAAAAUAUGCACAGCGAUUGCCGCCGAGCGUGCGGCGAUCCCCUGUGGCGCCUGUUAUCUGUCCAGGGCGUCGUGACGAUAUAGUCGGCAUCCCCGAACCAGUUUUGUGGCGAGCAAGGGUCCUUUGUCCGCGCUGAUUAGGUCACUUUUGCUAGUUUUUCUCUUUCUCGCGCUUUCCUAUCUUCACCGUGUUGCAAUGGGCGGGUCUACGUCGAAAUUUUUAUUGGCUAUUACGGCGCUUCUACUAAUAAGAUCGAAAGAAAACUUAAGAUCUGUAAUUAUUAAGGUGUCUACAUUACAACUUUUAUUGUUUGUUCGAAUUCAAGGAUCUCUUCAGCUUCCCUUUAAGGAUCAAGAUGCUGCAGGUUGUAUCAAUGUGCUCCCUGAGUGUGCUCCCUGAGUGUGCGAUUUAGCAAUUAUCUGGGGAGACUGUGAAAAUCUGUGGACAAGUGACGGAACGCUUUGAUAUGCUGCAGUCCUAACGGUGGUCAAGUGUGGCCGCACGUGCUGACAACUUGUGAAUGGUAUCAUUGAAUUGUGUCUACUUCCAUGCAUGAUUGCUGUGUGCACUUCUGUGUCUCAUAAGAAUUGUGAGUGCUUUUUUGAGAACCACACAAGGUUCGCAGUAACGAGAAAGAGUUGUACAUGAUGCUUUUAAUUGUGUUUGUGCAUUUAUCAGUUUCCUACCUAGUAAUCCAGUCUCCAAACCAUUGUGCGUGUUCCUAAACCUUUUUCUUACCUAGUCAGUGUAUCGCAAUGGAAUAAGCGACGAUAUUAAAAGGAUACAAACAAGAA
Messenger RNA from Ixodes scapularis (black-legged tick), 5981 nucleotides. RefSeq names its product septin-2 (gene Septin2). Bases 154 to 1431 code for a protein of 425 amino acids. Gene Ontology annotation, biological process: cytoskeleton-dependent cytokinesis. Gene Ontology annotation, molecular function: molecular adaptor activity; GTPase activity; GTP binding. The transcript has 11 exons. Lineage: Eukaryota; Metazoa; Arthropoda; Arachnida; Ixodida; Ixodidae. The record is from RefSeq and is a predicted model, not a curated record. Gene Ontology annotation, cellular component: septin ring; cell division site; microtubule cytoskeleton.